Molecule: messenger RNA, 1605 nt
Organism: Colletotrichum aenigma
Lineage: Eukaryota; Fungi; Ascomycota; Sordariomycetes; Glomerellales; Glomerellaceae
Gene: atad-3-0
Product: ATPase family AAA domain-containing protein 3
Exons: 11
Coding region: 1-1605 (534 amino acids)
Molecular function (GO): ATP binding; ATP hydrolysis activity
Source: RefSeq, a predicted model, not a curated record
AUGGCGCGCCUCGAUCCAGAGAACUCUGAGCAGCGCCCUAUAUAUCGGCCUCAUACGACGAUUGAUUGGCGUCGCGAGAUAUGCCGCCUCAUAGAUGUUUCUCCGAAUACCCCUGAUGGCGAGCUUUUAGUCGCCAUGGGGUCUGCAUCAGACACCCUAAGAGAGGCCGAGAGACUGCGAUACAGGGUUUUGCAACAGCAGGGCCCGCCAAAAUGCGAGAUUGUUAACAGGAUAUUGUGUCAUGAUACAAAUGCGGAGAACCUCUAUCUGGAUGAGCCCUGGGUUGUAGAGAGCGGACGAUACAAUGCUCAUCUCAGAGGGAGUCACGCGAUUCCUCACCUCGAGCUACAUCUAGAGCGAAACAAGGAAAUCACGUUCAUCGUUUACCGUAACUUCGAAUGCUGCGGAGUCGCCUCUCCCAAGGACUUCAACCAUCACGAUCAUGACGGCCUGAAGCCUUCAGAUGAUUCGAGGUUCAUGGUGGAUUACGGCACAUACAACCAGAUGCAUCCCGACAGAAAGCACACUUUUAAUAGUGACAUUGGACCUGAGAUCAAGCUUGAUGACAGUUGGGAGCCUGAUGAUACUUUCUUCAUGUGUCUUCCCACUCAAAUACCGGGAUUCAACAUGCAAAAGAAGGAGUGGGUGAAUUUGGACGUUGAAUUCAUUAACGAUGUUAAAUGGAACGAUCAGGCAUUUGAGCACCUAGUCAUUGAUAUGGAAACCAAAGAGUUGGUUAAGGCAGUAGUCACCACGCAAUUGAGAGCGGAAGAGAACACCGAUCUCAUUCAUGGAAAGGGAAAUGGCCUUUUCAUCCUACUUCACGGUGGUCCAGGAACUGGGAAAACUUUGACCGCUGAAAGCGUUGCUGAAAUUGCCAAGAAGCCCUUGUACAGAGUUACGUGUGGAGACAUCGGAACAAAAGCGGAAGACGUAGAGAAGUACUUAGACACCGUCCUCCUUCUUGGAAAGACUUGGGGAUGCGUUGUUCUUUUGGACGAAGCGGAUGUGUUCUUGGAGGAGCGAACACUCAGAAAUCUCGAAAGAAAUGCCCUCGCCAUGCAAGAUGUCAAGCCCGACGUCUUCCUAUUCAUAGCCUUCUUUUCUGACCGUGAUGAAACAGUUUUCCUGCGCGUUUUAGAAUAUUACGAUGGUAUUCUGAUUCUGACGAGCAAUCGCGUGGGAACCUUUGACGAAGCAUUCAAAUCUCGCAUCCAGCUAAACCUGAGAUACAAUAAUCUGAGCGAGCAACAACGGCUUCAAAUUUGGACGAACUUCAUCGACCGCAUUGAGAAGCUCAAUGAUGACAGAAGUACGGCUACUAAUCACCUCGAAAUAAGCAGCAGCAUUCACCAAGACAUUGGAAUUGACUCGGAAGAAAUUCGCAAGCACCUCCCUGAGCUUGCGACAGCGAAUCUGAAUGGCAGAGAAAUUCGUAACGCCAUCUCCACGGCACGACAGUUAGCUGUGUAUCGCGGCAUGCGUCUUGGGUAUGAGCACAUAGCUUCUGUGAUUAGAGAGGCAGGCAAGUUUGACGCUUAUUUGAAAGAACUGAGACAAGGUUAUACGGCCGAUGAUAUUCGCAGGGGUAAGGGGGAGCGAUAA